Messenger RNA from Impatiens glandulifera, 3268 nucleotides. RefSeq names its product serine/threonine-protein phosphatase 4 regulatory subunit 3. Gene Ontology annotation, cellular component: protein phosphatase 4 complex; nucleoplasm. The transcript has 24 exons. Bases 257 to 2875 code for a protein of 872 amino acids. Gene Ontology annotation, molecular function: protein phosphatase activator activity. The record is from RefSeq and is a predicted model, not a curated record. Lineage: Eukaryota; Viridiplantae; Streptophyta; Magnoliopsida; Ericales; Balsaminaceae. Gene Ontology annotation, biological process: protein dephosphorylation.
GGAAGAGAGAGAAAGAGAGAGAGAGACCACACGACGAAGGUUUCACUGAGACGUCAAUGGUGGUUUAGGGUUUCCGACCGAUCUUCCGAAGUCCGAAGCUAUAUUUCAAAUUUUUCGUUUUCUACAGUUUUCCCUAUUUACCCUUUUACCUAAAUUAUUCAUUAGUUCCAAUCCGCCUGCCCACACCAUCAAUUCAGUUUGCCGCAGCUCUUGUUAGUGUGUAUUCAAAUUCUGGAACUAGAGGUUAGAGGUAUCUAUGGGUGCGCCAGAAAAACAAUCAAUUUCUAGUAGUUUGAUGCAGCGUGUUAAAGUGUAUCGUUUGAGUGACGAUGGGAAGUGGGAUGAUCAGGGGACUGGACAUGUCACUGUUGACUAUAUAGAGAGAUCGGAAGAACUUGGUCUGUAUGUGAUUGAGGAAGAAGACAAGGAAUGUUUACUUGUACACCGUAUCAAUGCGGAAGAUAUAUAUCGAAAACAAGAAGAUACAAUCAUCUCCUGGCGAGAUCCUGAGUAUUCUACUGAAUUAGCUCUUAGCUUUCAAGAAACGGCAGGGUGUUCAUACAUAUGGGAUCAGAUUUGCAGUGUACAAAGAAGUAUGCGUUUUGGUGCCAUCAACUCUGAAGCAUACCAUGGUAGUAUCAACAGUGAGUUGAGAGAUUUUCCUGCAAUUGAACUCUCUACACUUCCUUUAGUACUGAAGACUGUUGUUGAAAGUGGCAUUUCGGAUCAGAUACGCGCUACAGACCUGAUAUUACGUGAUCAAGAUUUUUUCCGGAAGCUUAUGGACCUCUUUCAGAUGUGCGAGGACAUGGAAAACAUGGAUAGUCUUCACAUAAUAUACAAGAUUAUCCGAGGAAUCAUCUUACUAAAUAGUCCCCAGAUCUUUGAGAAAAUAUUUGGGGAUGAAUUGAUCAUGGAGAUAAUUGGCUGCCUUGAAUAUGAUCCAGAUUCCCCUCAUGUGCAACACCAUAGAAAUUUUCUUAAAGAGCAUGUAGUCUUCAAGGAGGCUAUACCUAUUAAAGACCCUAUUGCUCUGUCAAAAAUACACCAAACAUAUAGAGUUGGUUAUUUGAAGGAUGUUAUUUUGCCAAGAACGUUGGAUGAUGCAACUAUUGCAAAUCUCAACUCUAUCAUCCAGACUAAUAAUGGAAUGGUUGUUUCUUUAUUAAAAGAUGACAGCACUUUCAUCCAGGAGCUGUUUGCCAGGUUGAAGACACCUUCCACUUCUGAGGAAUCCAAGAAGAAUUUGGUACUCUUCUUACAUGAAUUUUGCAACCUAAGUAAGAGCUUGCAGACGGGCCAGCAAGUGCGACUAUUUAGGGAUCUGGUUAGUGAGGGCUUAUUUGAUGUCAUUGCUGACAUUUUGAGGAGUCAAGAUAAGAAGCUUGUACUAACUGGGACAGACAUCAUUGUUCUCUUUCUUAAUCAGGAUCCAAACCUCUUACGAUCUUAUGUUAGUCGACAAGACGGGAUUGUCCUUCUUGGACUUCUGGUAACAGGAAUGCUCACUGACUUUGAAGGUGACAUGCAUUGCCAGUUUCUUGAGAUUCUUAAGAGCCUUUUGGAUUCUUAUACAUCUGGAGUCCAGAGAGAAACUAUUAUCGAGACUUUCUAUGAGAAACACUUGGGUAAACUGAUUGAUGUUAUAGCAGUAUCAUGUGUUCCCAGCAUCACUUCCCCACCUCCAGAUGGAUUUCAAAGCUCUGGAAGAGACAUACAAUGUCAGAUUAGGGCAAAGCCUGAGAUUCUUUUGAACAUUUGUGAUCUACUGUGUUUUUGUGUGUUGCACCACCCUUACAGAAUAAAAUGCAACUUUCUUCUCAAUAAUGUAAUAGACAGGAUUCUGCUUCUGACACAAAGAAGGGAAAAGUACCUAAUAGUUGCUGCUAUUCGUUUUUUCCGAACUCUCGUUUCACGGAAUGAUGAGCAACUGAUGAGUCAUAUUGCAAGGAACAACCUCCUAAAACCAAUUGUAGAGGCAUUUGUUCGCAAUGGGAGUCAUUAUAACUUACUGCACUCUGCUAUUCUAGAACUUUUUGAGCACAUCCAGAAGGAUAUAAAGUCACUUCUCAAAUGUUUAGUUGAAUCAUUUUGGAAUGAAUUGGCUGAAUUUGAGAAUCUAUCUACCAUCCAAGCACUAAAAGUUAAAUAUGACCAGUCCAUCGAGAACUCUGGUGCCAAGGCCUCAAUUGACAUGUUGAAUAUUAGAAAAAGAGUAGAUGAGCGUGCAAUGGAGAAAGAGGAGGAAGAUUAUUUUAACGAAGAAAGCGAUGAAGAAGAUUCAGCAUCAGUAAACGCUGCUAGGUCAACUAGGGAAAAGGUUAAGCCUCUUUUGCAGAACGGAUCUACCACAAAUAACCCAUCAUUAAGUCCAAGAACUAGUGGCCUUGUUGAUUAUGAUGAUGACGAAGACGAUGAAGAUUAUAAACCACCGCCCAAAACGCGGUCUGAGAAUUCUAAUGCAGACGAGGGAGAGUUAGAAUCCAUAAAGUUAAAAAAAAGGUCGCCCUCAAAGGAAGAACCAGAGCUAGUAAAGAAACAACGGUUAGUUAAAAACUCGAGAGCGAAAGAGGGAGGUGUGUUUGCAGCUUUAUGUUCUACCUUCUUACCCAGUAAAAAAGCGGCAAGCCCUAGUCCUGUUCGCAUCAUUCCCCCGUCAACAGAUGAAGAAGAGAAGCACACAGCUACUAAAGAAGAAGAACCAAUGAAGCAGACAGAUGAUAAGCACAACCAUACUAAUUUAGAUCAAAAUGGCUCUGAAAUCCUAUUACUUAGUACUUCAGAUAAUGUACAAUCUAAUGGAGAAGAAGAAGAAGAGGAUGAUUCGAUAGUUCCUGCAAAGCCUUCGGCCGAAAUGGCUGUAAAUGGAUCCUGAGUCUUUCUGGCGAUUUUUAUUAUGACUUUUUUAAUCUCACCUUUGAAACGUGUAUGUUUAUGGAGCAGAUCGAGGUGGUUCUAAAUCUGAUUGCUUGCUCCGUGUAAGGUGAUGUUACUAAUUGAUGGGAUAUUCAGAGUGUUCCGAGAGGAUGAACUGUACAGCAAACCACCAUCAAUCAAAGCCCAAGCAGGGAAUGAAUGUUUAUGACAUCACAAAGCUCCUCCAAAUUAUGCCUUUGAUUGUAAAACAGUAAUUACUACUAUUAGUGUUCAAUACUUUUUUUUUUCUUCUUCUGUCGCCUUCUUUAUGGUUUUCUGGUUAUCUUGAACUAGACAUUUUUACUAAUCUUAACUAUCAAAAGGGAAUAAAUUGGCCCCUUAUAGUGUUCCA